AUGUCGACCUUCAAGCUCAACUCUGGAUACGAUAUUCCCGUCGUCGGACUGGGAACAUGGCUAUCCAAACCACAUGAAGUCGAGAACGCCGUCGAACAUGCCCUCAAAACCGGAUAUCGCCAUAUUGACGCCGCUGCAUGCUACCUGAACGAGACCGAAGUGGGAAGUGGUUGGAAGAAAUCGGGCGUACCGCGCGAGGAGAUCUUUAUCACCAGCAAGCUGUGGAAUACGCACCAUCACCCAGAGAAUGUGGAAGAAGCCGUCAACAAGACCCUAAGCGAUCUCCAGACGGACUACCUCGAUUUGUACCUGGUCCACUGGCCAGUUGCAUUCGAACAUACCAACGAGACCCUUACCCCCCUAGACCCCGUCACCAAACGAUUCCGUCUAGCAGACGUCCCCAUCUCCGAUACAUGGGCAGCUCUUGAGAAGCUCGUCAAGGCGGGCAAAAUCCGCAGCAUCGGUGUGAGCAACCUCACUGUUGACAAGAUUCAGGAAUUGCUCCACACAGCAGAGAUUCCUCCUGCUGUGAACCAGAUCGAGGCGCAUCCUUAUUUGCAGCAGCCGGCGCUGUUCCAGUUUCUGAAGGAAAAGAACAUUCUGCCUGUUGCUUACAGCCCGCUUGGUAACAACAUUUACAACGCCCCGCGCGUCGUCGACGAUUCAACCGUUAUAGAAAUCGCAAAGAAGCUCGAAAAAGACCCAGCCGCAGUGUUGAUCUCCUGGGCCGUUCAGCGGGGAAGCUCUGUCCUACCAAAGAGCGUUACUCCGUCGCGGAUUGAAAGCAACUUUCAAGUCUUUACGAUCCCUAACGCCGAAUUUGAGACGCUUAAUCAACUCGACCGAAACCAGCGGUACAACUACCCAUUCCGCUGGGGAAUCGAUAUCUUUGGCGAGCUUGGCCCUGAGGAAGCCGAACGACGUGCUGAGGAGUUCGCUGCGAAGCAGAGGGAGAGUUCAUGA
Messenger RNA from Aspergillus chevalieri, 963 nucleotides. Its product is annotated as aldo/keto reductase. The record is from RefSeq and is a predicted model, not a curated record. Bases 1 to 963 code for a protein of 320 amino acids. Lineage: Eukaryota; Fungi; Ascomycota; Eurotiomycetes; Eurotiales; Aspergillaceae. The transcript is spliced from 7 exons. Gene Ontology annotation, molecular function: aldose reductase (NADPH) activity. Gene Ontology annotation, cellular component: cytosol.